AUGGCUUCUACUCCUAAACAAGUGAACGGCAAUGCAUCGCCGAGCAACGGUCCUCUGGGAAAGCGAAAAAAAUCCAAAGGAAGUAAAAGUUCCUAUUUAUCGAAAUGGCUGGAUAAAACAAUGCAUCAUAUUCAGGAAUCCGCUCCAGAUGGAUAUGAUAAUCAACGAACGAAUUCAAAUUGGUCUAUGUGUCCUUCACCAAUUGUUCCAGGAUACGAUUCCCAUCGCUUAAUGUACGGGUCGAAUGAACCGAUGUCCUUACCAACCUUGCCCAUGCACUACAACCCUAUGAUGCACCAUUAUCCGGAAUACAGGCCACAGCAUUUCGAAAACAAGAGUAUUCAGGUGCAGCGACCUAGAAUACGACGGCGGAGUAAAAAUAGAGCAGAAGAACUUUCUAGUGUACCAGCAGAUGUAGCUAAUCAAAAUUACAUGCAACCAAAGAAUUUUUCUGAUAGCCAAGACUUUGCAAGCUUGCCACCUAUUGUCACAUCUACUGGGGACACAAAUUCAAAUAGUGAUUUGCUUAAUGAUAAAGAUGAUGGUAGUAAUAAUAGACGGUACAGUGAUCCUUGUAUGCGAGGUAUACAAGGUGCAGAAGAACAAGCCAAUGGAGAAUCAGACUCUGAAUCUAGUUCUGGUGUGUCUGGGAGUCAGGUUGGAAGCAGACUAUUGUCAUACUUGCUUGACCAGAUAACGUCACUGAAAAUCGUUAAUGAAAGACUUAAUAAGGAAUUACAAGAAACAAGAGCUGAAUUGGAUAGUUAUCAACCUCAAAGUUUUUAUGCGAAAGGUGCAACAAAUAUGGGUGCUGGAGGUGGGCAGUAUUCACCUGGAUAUCUCACAGAGCUGGUGCGGGAAAUAAGAGAUGCCACACGCAUCAGAGAAGAAGCUAUGUACGCGCGCCUGCGUACCUUGGUGCUAGAGAGAACUGAUAGCGGUUCAGGGUCAGCCACAUCAGAAUCAAAAGUUGCUGAACGGAAUCUUGAAGAAAUCAAGGCCUCUCUGCGAGCGUCGGAUGCGGACAAGCGAUGCAUGAUGGAUCGUAUCAACAAAUUGGAAGAUGAAUUAAGAAUCCUAAGGGUGUCUAAUGGUUUGGAGGAUAAUAGAAUGUCAAAUGGUACUAGCGAAGACGAAAGUGAACGGAUGCGGCUGCGCAGGGAAAUUGCAGAACUGCGCAAAUCGAAACAAAACUCCGAUGACAACGUUCUCAAACUAGAACGUCUUAUCACACAGUUGCGGUCCAAAUUCAACGGCAUUAUGUCGAACGGACCGGAAUCUAUCCCCAGCGAUCACGAUGAGAUGCGCACUCGCCGUCUAAGCGCUAACUCAACUUUCAUGUGCGGGCCAGUUACAGAUUUGUAG
Pieris macdunnoughi is the source of this 1365-nucleotide messenger RNA. The record is from the annotation of a GenBank genome assembly. Lineage: Eukaryota; Metazoa; Arthropoda; Insecta; Lepidoptera; Pieridae.